This is a messenger RNA of Lingula anatina, 1415 nucleotides long. RefSeq lists its product as uncharacterized. Lineage: Eukaryota; Metazoa; Brachiopoda; Lingulata; Lingulida; Lingulidae. The record is from RefSeq and is a predicted model, not a curated record. Gene Ontology annotation, biological process: Rho protein signal transduction. Gene Ontology annotation, cellular component: cell surface; plasma membrane. Gene Ontology annotation, molecular function: coreceptor activity; nerve growth factor binding; death receptor activity.
UGUAGGUACAUGUUAUCUCGAGGAUAUAAUCGACCCGUUCAAAGUUUAGCUUAUUGUUAUUUGUCUUGGAAGAAAUGACACAGAAUUGUUUGUAAAACUGCAGUCCUGUUGAAAUAGCACAUGCUUACAGGCGAGAGUACCGUCCCUGCAUGGGAAGCAACUGAAACAUGGAUGGCUAUCUUGAUUUCAUUUGCACACUAUUGGUUGUCGUGCAGGUAUGCGUUGCAUUAAUUAGCCAGCCGGUCUGUGACGAAUUUAUCGAAUUCAAACAAAGUGUUGGUGAAAACGCCUGGAAAUGUGUCCCCUGCACCAGAUGUGCUCCAGGUAAUGGGACCCUUGUCGAGUGUUCUGGCUUCAAUGACACGGUUUGUACGCCUUGUGAAGAUGGGAAAACAUUUUCCUACGACUACGUUGAUUCACGCGACUGUCUCCCAUGCAGCGCGUGUUACGAAAACAGCGUGAUUCUGAAGCCUUGUGACGUAUAUCAUGACGUCGAAUGUGGUAGUUGCAAAAAAGGGUAUUAUUUCAGCGCCGAAUUGGGCAUUUGUGUGAGGAAUUCCUCCAUUCGGCAUACCGCUGUAAAGACCGUGGUUAAAGCAUUCAUCAGGCAACCAAAAUCUCAAGUAUCGGGUUUUAUCAAUGAGACAAGCAAGCCAAAAUCUGAAUCUUCGGGUUUGAUCUCUAAUGCUGUAAUCGACAAGCCAGAAGCAAAGGACGUCAAGGUGAACGAACGUGCCCCACACGUGGUAACAAUUGACUCUCCCAAUAGGAUAGAGAUCGUAACACUCAUUAUGGUGUGUCUUUACCCUAUUAUGUUGUUUGUUCUUACUAUUAAAAACAAGCUAUCUAAGAAAGAAACUUUAAAUUUCGCAACUUGCAUUGCAUAGAUAUUUUAAAAAGUUGACAAUUUUUCAAUGUCGUAUGUUAUUUAUAUUAUUUAUUAUAAUUAUUAUUUCCAAACUUGCAACCCGAGGGUUGGAUAAUUACAAUAAUUGUAUCACAGUCGGAUAAAACCAUUAGUAAGUAAGAACAAAAGAAUAUUAAAAGACAUAUGUAAGCAAAUUUAAAACAAAAUGUCUAAAAUGCAAGGUUAAGAAAAAGAAAUAAAAGUCUAUCAGAUAAUUCUGAAACUUGUAUAUGGCACUUGUUAAAAAGUCACUCAUUGAUCGUUUGGUUUUAAUUUUAGGUCUUCUAAAAGUUUCCUGUUCCCUCAGUGAAUAUUUGGCAUUUUGUUUUGGUUGCAAAAGAUAAUGCAGUCUAUGACCCGGUUCAUUUGAUAUACUAAUAAACAAUUUUUUGCAUGCAUUGAUCCGUCUUUCACCCAGUAGUUCAAGUUUACUAUGUUCACAAGCAGCGUCAUAUUCAAGUUCAGGAUAAAUUAUCUUAAGAGCUCUUUCUUGACACUUUUCUACUAA